AUGAUCACGGAGCUGGUGUGCACCGCCGUGGCAGUGGGUCUCUAUCUGAACACGCUGGACGCAGAUUUCUGCUACGAUGACAGCCGAGCCAUUAAGACCAACCAGGACCUUCUCCCCGAGACUCCGUGGAGCAACAUCCUGUUUGACGACUUCUGGGGCACCCUGCUCACUCACAGCGGCAGCCACAAGUCCUACCGUCCCCUCUGCACCCUCUCCUUCCGCCUCAACUACACCCUGCAUGGCCAGCGGCCCUGGGGCUACCACCUGCUGAACGUGGUGCUGCACGGGCUGGUCAGCGCCCUCUUCACGGCCUUCAGUCGCCCGCUUCUCGGCGGCGGACCGUGGAGCCUGCUGGCCGGCCUACUCUUUGCCUCCCAUCCGGUUCACACUGAAGCGGUCGCCGGCGUGGUCGGCAGGGCGGACGUCGGCGCCGCGCUGUUCUUUUUGCUGUCGCUCCUCUGCUACGCGAGACACUGUGGACUCCGCGGGGACCCGCGUGGGACUCUUCCGACAGAGCCAUGUGGCGGCAGCUCAGUCGGCCGGUGCUGGGCCUGGAUGCUGGGCAGCCUGUGGUGUGCAGCAGCCAGUAUGCUGUGGAAGGAGCAAGGGGUGACGGUGCUGGCCGUGUCGGUCGUGUACGACCUCUUCGUGUUUCAGAGACUCCGGUUGCGCCAGGCGCUUCUCCUCCUGCUGGGAAAGAAAAAGAACAUCAGUGUUUUGCUGAGUCUUGGUGUGCUGGCUUCCUGGGGAGUGAUCCUGCUGUCUGCUCGCCUCUACUGGAUGGGAAAUAAGCCUCCCAACUUCUCCAACUCUGACAACCCUGCGGCUGACUCCCCACAUUUUCUCACUCGAACACUAACGUUCCUCCACCUGCCGGUUGCCAACGCAUGGCUGCUGCUGUGCCCCGACAAGCUCAGUUUUGAUUGGUCCAUGGAUGCUGUGCCCUUGGUCAGGUCAUUGGCCGACUGGAGGAACCUUCACACUGUUGCCUUUUAUGGUGGAUUUGUCCUCCUGAGUUUGUUUGGCCUCCGUGGCCGCACCUCCAUAUCCAAGGAGACCAAUGGGAAAGCCUAUGUCACCAAUGGGAAAUCAAUCACCAAUGGGAAUGGUUACCAUGCCCCUGACACAAACCAUAACACAGACCCGGGGCCAGCGAAGACCACCCUAAACGGGUCAGCUGGACUCCACCACUGCCCUCCACGGACGUCCCUGCCCCCUACAGAAAACCUAGUACUAUUUUCAUUAGGGAUUGUCUCAUUGCCUUUCAUCCCAGCCACAAACCUGUUCUUUUAUGUAGGUUUUGUUAUUGCAGAGAGGGUACUAUACAUCCCCAGUAUAGGCUUUUGUUUACUGGUUGCUGCUGGUGCAAGAAACCUGUACGUUAGACUGAGGACACGAGGCUGCAAGGCCUUAAUGUUGAUUCUCUGUGCGGGACUAGUGCUGCUGAAUGGACUCCGAACUGUUCAAAGAAACAGGGACUGGAGCAACGAGGAGAAUCUCUACAAGUCUGGGAUUAGUGUGAAUCCUGCUAAAGCCUGGGGAAACUUGGGGAAUGUACUAAAGAACCAGGGUGAGAUGGCGGAGGCAGAGAAGGCAUACAGAAACGCUCUGCACCACCGAAGGAACAUGGCCGACAUGCUGUAUAACCUUGGCUUGCUGCUGCAGGAGAAUGAGCGUUUCUCUGAAGCACUGCAUUAUUACAAACUGGCCAUUGGGAGUCGGCCAACACUGGCAUCGGCCUACUUGAACACAGGAAUCAUCCUGAUGAACCAGGGCAACCUGCAGGAGGCCAAGCGCACCUUUCUGACUUGUGCCGACAUUCCAGAUGAGAACUUGAAGGACCCCCACGCCCACAAGAGCUCCGUCACCAGCUGCCUGUACAACCUGGGAAAACUGCUCCAUGAACAGGGCCAGCAGGAGGAGGCGCUGUCUGUUUAUAAGGAAGCGGUACAGAAAAUGCCCCGACAGUUUGCACCGCACAGCCUUUUCAACAUGAUGGGAGAGGCCUACAUGAGGCUGAACAAGCUGGACCAAGCAGGUCAUUGGUACAGAGAGUCCCUCAGGGCCAAGCCUGACCACAUCCCAGCCCACCUUACUUAUGGCAAACUCCUGUCCAGCAUUGGACAGAAGACAGAAGCAGAGAAGUAUUACCUGAGAGCGAUUCAAAUAGACCCGACUAAAGGAAACUGCUACAUGCACUAUGGCCAGUUCCUGCUGGAGCAGGCUCGUCUUGGCGAGGCGGCGGAGAUGGCCGAGAGAGCUGCAGAGCUGGACAGCUCAGAGUUCGAUGUGGUCUUCAGUGCUGCUCACAUGCUCAGACAGGCCAGUCUUAAUGAGGCAGCAGAGAGGCAGUAUGAGCGUGCAGCCAGCCUGAGAUCAGAAUACCCGGCUGCCCUGAUGAACCUUGGUGCCAUCCUCCACCUGAAUGGGAAACUUCCCGAAGCGGAGGCCAACUACCUGCGUGCGCUCCAGCUCAAACCCGAUGAUGUCAUCACCCAGUCCAAUCUGCGGAAGCUGUGGAACAUCAUGGAGAGGCAGGGACUCCGGAUCAAGCGUGGGCUCGGGAUGCAGAACGGCGACCUUUGA
This is a messenger RNA of Cyclopterus lumpus (lumpfish), 2586 nucleotides long. RefSeq names its product transmembrane O-mannosyltransferase targeting cadherins 2a (gene tmtc2a). Gene Ontology annotation, biological process: protein O-linked glycosylation via mannose. NCBI's taxonomy places the organism in Eukaryota, Metazoa, Chordata, Actinopteri, Perciformes, Cyclopteridae. Gene Ontology annotation, molecular function: protein binding; mannosyltransferase activity. The record is from RefSeq and is a predicted model, not a curated record. Gene Ontology annotation, cellular component: endoplasmic reticulum membrane.